AUGCUUGAAGCGGGAAGAAAGUUUAUGGAGAGCCAGACACAGCACGGCUAUUGGAUGGCAGGAGGCCUGGUGUCACCAACUGGCCUUCAUUCUCUGGACUUCCAUUUUCUCUUCUGCGACAUUCGAGGCAUUCUGCCUCAUGAUUUCUUGUCUGCUGUGGAAGAUGCAGAGAGCCAAUUUGCUGGCUCAGGGCCUGUGAAUGCUGGGUGCCUCAGACCCGUCUCUUCCAGGCCACAAGACACUGUGCAGGCACGGUCUUCUGGGCAGCUGCCAUCAUGCCCCCCUGCUUCCUCAGAGGCUGUGGACCUACCAGCCCUGGGACUCCGCCUUCCUACCUCCAGCAGGGCUCCAGCUUCCACAGGAACAGCCCGCCUAAGGCCUGCCUCCACUUCCAGCAACUGGACUAGCAAUCAGAGAAGAGUGACACUGACAGAAGUGCUCAAAGAACCAGCAAGACCACAGUCCUCGGCCUCACACCCCCUGCUUUCCUUUGAGAGCAAACAGCAGGUGAUAGGCGGCUUUGAGGGACCUGAGCAAGAUGAAUUUGAUGAGGUCCUGGCAAGCAUGGAACUGGAAGGGCCUGGCAUGGAGCUGGAACUUGGAGUUAACCGUGAGGCAACAGGAAUCCUGCCCACCGGGCAGCAGGAAGGCUCAACAUGGACUAAAAAGGCUCGGGUAGCUGACCUGAGCAGAUCUUGCCAAAAGGCCCCCAUGCCCGCCACCCACAUAACUGGUAUCACAUCAGCCCAGGGUCAGCCUCCAGAUCCUGUCGUCUGCUGUAGGACUCCGCAGCCCCACUUGAGGACUGGUGCCGUGGGUAACCUGCCUAUCCCAACUGCCUCAACACUUCCCGCUCAGCAAACCCACUGGGAAGUCUGCCAUAAAGCUUCUCCAGUUCGAGGACCCCAGCCUCUCCAAGCUCCUGGGAGGCCUGUUCAGAGCAGCCCUCAAAAUCGUGUCCCCAGUCAGCCAUUCCAAUCUCCAAAUGCCCACUUAAGUGGCAAACCUAAUUUUCCACGAACUCCCAACUCAAGCUGUUCUACUCUCUCAAGGACUGGCUCUGGAUUUUUCCCUCGGGGGCCCUUACAACCCCGAGCUCCACUGUCUUCCAUUGAGUCUCCUGUCAGCACCCCCAAGGGUCCCCAAGCAGCUCUGCAGACACCCAUAGUCACCAACCACCUGGUACAGUUGGUCACUGCUGCCAACCGGACACCCCAGCAGCCCACGCGCACUACCACCCGAGCCAAAACACGCCGCUUCCCUGGCCCAGCAGGGAUCCUACCUCACCAAUACAGCGGGAAAAACCUGGAGGAGAUCAUGGUUUCCACGCCCCAGACUCCGACUCAUGGUGCUCUGGCUAAAUUCCAGACAGAGAUUGUUACUAGUUCCCAGACAUCAGUGGAAGAGGAUUUUGGGCGAGGGCCCUGGCUGACCAUGAAAUCUGCUCUGGGCCUGGAUGAGAGAGACCCCGCCUGCUUCCUCUGUACCUACAGCAUCGUCAUGGUGCUGCGGAAGGCAGCCCUGAAGCAGCUUCCCAGGAACAAGGUCCCCAACAUGGCAGUGAUGAUCAAGUCCCUGACUCGGAGCACGAUGGACGCCAGUGUGGUUUUCAAGGACCCCACGGGAGAGAUGCAGGGCACGGUGCAUAGGUUGCUGCUUGAGACACGCCAGAAUGAGCUGAAGCCUGGCUCAGUGCUGCUGCUAAAGCAGAUUGGAGUGUUUUCUCCUUCGCUCCGAAACCACUACCUCAAUGUGACGCCCAACAACCUGGUCCAUAUUUAUAGCCCAGAUUCUGGGGAUGGGAGCUUCCUCAGGUCAUCUCAGCCCUUCCCCAAGGAUCCAGGUAGCUUCCAUGGCAGCUUCCAGCAGGAGCCUGCAAAGCCUGGGAAAGACCUCGGAACAGCACAGAGUCCAGAGGCAGGGGCAUUCCCACAAGAAGUACUCACAGAAGCAGAUGACCUGGAUGGACUCCUGAGUGAGCUCCCUGAGGACUUCUUCUGUGGAACCAGCACUUGGGACUGCCCGAAGGCAGGGCACCCACCAUGAGCAGGCAGCCUCUGAGCAUCAGGCAAGGCUCUGGUUGUGUCUGAUCAUGCCCAAGGGGAGGAAGACCGGCACGAAAGGAGAUUGGCAAAGCUCGGGACUUCUGUGGUCGCUCCCACCCUGGAUGCCUUCCCUAAGAACACCCUUGUCCCUUGGAAUCUGCACUGUCGUCACUUUGGGUCUUCGUUGGCGUACCAGAACCCGGGCCAAGACUGGCUCUCCUGCCCUGCUGUCUUCCAGGCCCUGGGCGCAUCGUUGUCCUGCCAACUGGGAAGGUGUGUCGCCCUCCCACCUCAUCUUCACUUUGCAGGACAUUGGACCUGCUUGGUCCCUUUACUCGUUAGUCUCUGUACAGCUGAGGAGCUGAGAGGAGCCACACCACAGCAGUGGCGAUCUGUCCCUGUGGGCAGGGAAGGAACACACUCAGACUUCCCUGUGCUUUGUCUCUGGAGGCCUAUAGCUGCCCAGCUUACCUGUGUCCACGGUUCACAGGUGCGGGGGAAGGGGUGUGGCUACGGUAUCUUGUUUGAAAUAAAGCAGCUGCCUGCCUCACCUGCCUCCCCCUGCCGUCCGCACC
Eptesicus fuscus (big brown bat) is the source of this 2620-nucleotide messenger RNA. It is a transcript of the gene HROB, whose product is annotated as homologous recombination factor with OB-fold. Gene Ontology annotation, biological process: recombinational repair. Lineage: Eukaryota; Metazoa; Chordata; Mammalia; Chiroptera; Vespertilionidae. The transcript has 9 exons. Bases 1 to 2046 code for a protein of 681 amino acids. The record is from RefSeq and is a predicted model, not a curated record.